UUUCCUGCUUCAGCUCCAGUGGGUGAUGACGGGGCUCCAUCUGUCCACAUCUAACAUGUUACAGACUCAUUUCUUCCUUUCUUCAUGGGUUGAAAUUGUUUCCGCCACCUAUACACAUUAGGACGAACGUGUGAUAAUAUUCUCUCGAACUAGUUUGCGGUAAACGCGAGUGGAAAUCGUCGGAUCCGUGGCCGUACAUCGCUGCCGUUGUAUUUUAAAAUGGCUCCAGUUCAGAUCGGUUCGGACGGGCAGCUGGUCCCCGCCGGGGGUCCGAGCUCAGCCCCGCAGCCUCCUCCGGGAGCCCCGGCCACUCAAGGAGUCCGGCUGAGCCUCCUGAUCGAGUUCCUGCUGCAGCGAACCUACCAUGAGAUCACUCUCCUGGCUGAGCUACUUCCUCGAAAAACAGACAUGGAAAGGAAAAUUGAAAUUGUUCAGUUUGCCAGUCGGACACGGCAGCUCUUCGUACGUCUGCUUGCUCUUGUGAAAUGGGCAAGUAAUGCUGGGAAGGUGGAGAAAUGUGCGAUGAUCUCAUCAUUUCUGGAUCAGCAAGCAUAUUUAUUUGUUGACACGGCCGAUCGACUGGCAUCACUGGCCAGGGACGCCUUGGUACAUGCACGUUUGCCUAGUUUUGCCAUCCCUUUCGCCAUUGAUGUAUUGACCACAGGGUCUUAUCCGCGUCUGCCCACCUGUAUCCGAGACAAAAUUAUUCCUCCUGACCCUAUAUCCAAAGCAGAAAAGCAGACAACGCUAAAUCAGCUCAAUCAAAUCCUGAGACACAGACUAGUCACCACUGACUUGCCACCGCAGCUGGCCAACUUAACUGUGGCCAAUGGGCGAGUAAAGUUUCGAGUUGAGGGGGAAUUUGAAGCCACACUGACAGUGAUGGGGGAUGAUCCUGAUAUCCCAUGGAGACUUCUUAAACUAGAGAUUCUAGUUGAAGACAAGGGAACCGGAGGUAAGAUGAUGAAAGCUUACAUGUCUGUUUGUGGGCUGUUUUUUCAGAUUGAUCAUCUCUCAGUUGAAAAGCUUUUGAUCGAUAGUGUACAUGCCCGCUCACAUCAGAAACUGCAAGAACUCAAAGUCAUCCUAAAAAGUAGCAACCCUAGUGAUAACUCCUUUAUAGAGACUGCACUGCCCACACUAGUCAUACCAAUCCUGGAGCCCUGCGGCCGAUCGGAGUGCCUCCACAUAUUUGUCGAUUUGCAUUCAGGAAUGUUUCAGCCAAUGCUCUAUGGAGUUGAUCAGUCAAUGUUAGACGACAUUGAGAAGAAUAUUAACGAUGAUAUGAAGCGCAUCGUCACAUGGAUACAGCAGCUAAAAUUCUGGUUGGGCGAGCAGAGAUGUCGACAGUCUGUGAAACAUCUUCCCACACUGUGCACAGACACUCUCCACCUAUCUAACUUAACCACGCAUCCUGUGGGCAACCUGUCAAAACAUCGCCUCUUCAUCAAACUCACUCGCCUCCCACAAUACUAUAUUGUGGUCGAGAUGUUUGAUGUGUCCAACAAUCUGACAGAGCUCCAGUAUAAGUACUACUUCCUGUCUGUGAGUCAGAUUGAGAGUGAGGAUGGGCUGCCUUCUGCUCAGCUGCUGCAGCAGUUUAAGUCCAACCUGGAGGAGCUUGUGCAGGACAUUUCAUCUGGACGACUGGCUCGUCCUGGGUCCAAGAGAAAGUUGUCAGGAGAGCAAAGUGCCAUUGAACCGAAGAAACCCAAGAGGUCAGGAGAGAUGUGUGCCUUCAAUAAGGAGCUGGCCCACUUGGUAGCCAUGUGUGACACCAACAUGCCACUCAUCGGAUUACGCUGUGAGUUGUCCAAUAUGGAGAUUCCUCACCAAGGGGUUCAGGUCGAAGGAGAUGGCUGUAGCCACGCCAUACGUAUUCUGAAAGUUCCACCUUGUAAAGGAGUAAGUGAGGAAACGAGAAAAGCUCUAGAGCGCUCCCUGCUGGACUGUACGUUCAGACUACAGGGCCGGAAUAAUCGCACCUGGGUGGCAGAAUUGGUUUUCUCCGGUUGUCCACUCAGCAGCACAGCCAACAAAGAACAAGCUUCUGCGCGGCAUGUCUACCUGACUUAUGAGAAUCCCCUUUCGGAGGCGGUGGGUGGCAGGAAGGUGGUGGAGAUGUUCUUGAACGACUGGAACAGCAUUAGUCAGCUUUAUGAAUGUGUGCUGGAUUUCUCACGCGCUUUACCUGAAAUGCCCUCCUAUUUGAGCCUUUUCUCAGAAAUACGGCUGUACAAUUAUCGGAAGCUGGUUCUAUGUUAUGGCAGCACCAAAGGCAGCUCGGUGACAAUACAGUGGAACUCUGCAUCCCAGCGUUACCAUCUGGCCCUGGGGACUGUGGGGCCCAAUUCAGGCUGUAGCAACUGUCACAACAUAAUUCUCCACCAACUUCAAGAGAUGUUCAACAAGACACCCAAUGUAGUACAACUUCUACAGGGCCUCUCAGACACUCAAGCUCCUCUAAAUGCCAUCAACAAGCUACCCACAGUGCCUAUGCUGGGCCUCACCCAAAGGACCAAUACGGCGUACCAGUGCUUCUCCAUCCUGCCUCAGUCACCCACUCACAUCCGUCUGGCCUUCCGCAACAUGUACUGCAUUGACAUCUACUGCCGUAGCAGAGGUGUGGUGGCCAUCCGUGACGGGGCCUAUAGUCUUUUUGACAACACCAAGAUAGUUGAAGGUUUCUACCCCGCCCCAGGACUAAAGACGUUCUUGAACAUGUUUGUGGAUAGUAACCAAGACGCCCGCAGACGCUCGGUCAAUGAAGACGACAACCCUCCCUCCCCGAUAAGCAUGGACGACACUUUCAUGCCCCACACUCAGACGCAGCCUCCAGGCAGAGGGGUUUAUCCACCCCUCACAUCGCCCCCCAACCCGUACCACGUGCCUCCCUCACCUUCCAUGAUAACAACACAGUCUCCAGGGAACAUCCACGCAGCCAAUUCCCCUAGCGGAGCUCUGCGGGCCCCUUCUCCCUAUGGGCCCACCCCUUCUCCUUCCUCUCUGGGCAUUUCUAUGGGACAGACCUCCAACUUUGCUAGCCCACAUGGAACUCUUGACCCCAGUUCACCGUACACGAUGGUGUCCGCCAGUCCAAGGGUCGGACCAUGGCCAGGUUCUCCGCAGGUCUCUGGACCCUCCCCAGGGGCCCGAAUCCCUGGCAUGUCACCAGGCAACCCUUCUUUGCACUCACCUAUUCCAGAUCCAUCCCACUCCCCUCGAGCUGGCAUGAGUUCACAGGCAAUGCCCCCACCCCGUAAACUGCCACAGCGGUCCUGGGCCGCUUCUAUUCCCACCAUCCUCACCCACAGCAAACUACAUGUUCUGCUUCUGCCGUCAUCCAUUCCAUGCCCAGUGCCAGGGCUGGCGGGCAGCUACCUGUGCUCACCUCUGGAGCGCUUCCUGGGCUCUGUCAUCAUGAGGCGGCACCUACAGAGAAUCAUACAGUUAGAACCCAAUCUCACUAUUGUGAACUCUAACGAGCCAGGCGUUAUCAUGUUUAAGACAGAAGUGCUUAAAUGUAGAGUGGCUCUCAACCCCAAAACCUACCAGACUCUGCAGCUGAAAGUCACACCAGAAAACACUGGACCCUGGUCGCAGGAGGAGCUGCAGGUCCUGGAGAAGUUCUUUGAGACCAGGGUUGCAGGACCACCCUUUAAAUACAACACACUAAAUGCCUUUACAAAGCUGUUGGGAGCUCCAACCAACAUACUCAGAGACUGUGUUCGCAUCAUGAAACUGGAGUUGUUCCCAGACCAAGCGGCCCAGCUGAAUUGGAAUGUGCAGUUCUGUCUGACCAUCCCACCCAGCGCUCCUCCCAUCGCCCCACCAGGAACCAUUGCUGUGGUGCUUAAGACCAAGAUGCUCUUCUUUCUCCAGCUGACCCAGAGACUACCGGUACCCCAGGAGCCCGUCAGCAUCAUAGUGCCUAUUGUGUAUGACAUGGCUACUGGACUGACCCAGCAGGCUGAUAUCCCCCGCCAGCACAGCUCCUCGGGAGCCGCGGCACUGAUGGUCAGCUCCAUCCUCAGGAGGUUCAAUGAGCACCAUCCACCACGACAAGGAGAGUGCACAAUAUUUGCAGCGGUUCAUGAGCUCAUGGCUAAUCUCACGCUGAACCCUGUUGGACGGUCAUGACUUGUUGUCUCUUAGAAAACUUCUCCAGACGAUCAGUAAAUAACUCGAGGGAAUUUCAGGUUUUCUGCUACAGCCGCUGGACUCUUCUGCUGGUGUAUCAUAUUGUCAUAAAAGGGAGCAGAAAUAUGAUGGAACUUUUUUUUAUUGUAUUAUGAAGCAUGUAAAUGAAUAAUUGUGACAAAAGCAG
Molecule: messenger RNA, 4327 nt
Organism: Sinocyclocheilus grahami
Lineage: Eukaryota; Metazoa; Chordata; Actinopteri; Cypriniformes; Cyprinidae
Product: mediator of RNA polymerase II transcription subunit 14-like
Exons: 27
Coding region: 220-4140 (1306 amino acids)
Biological process (GO): regulation of transcription by RNA polymerase II
Cellular component (GO): mediator complex; core mediator complex
Molecular function (GO): transcription coregulator activity
Source: RefSeq, a predicted model, not a curated record